UAAAUUCAAAGAGUAUAGGGACUAAUAUGGAAUUGGGUGGUGAAAGUAAAAAAAUCAUUUUGAGGCAAAAGUAAAGCAGCUUUCAAAGGAAAGAAGAAAAAAAGUCGCUGUAUUUUCUGCCCUCUCAAAAAAGAAAUAAAAUAAAAACAGCCAGAGCCUCGAGGAGGAGGACUCCCCUACCAUAAAGAAAAGUCGAAGAAUCGUAGGGACAUUUUCUCUGCCUUCUGUUUGGCUGUAGAUCAAUCUACAGGGUUGUAUUAACAGAUUCUUGUUUUCAAUUUAAUGCGGUGAAGUGGGAUAUUUCGAAAUACAAGAAAAAAGAGAAAGGAGUGAUAUUUGAGGUGUGGGAACUUAACUGUUGCCGGAAAAAGAAAUGGAGUCUGAAACGGCUUCGUCGGUUGAUGAACAAGUUGGUGGUGGUGGAGGAGCGUCAGUGGUAGCUGAUACGAGAGGAAAGCACCGGAUUCUUGCAGAGCUGAAGCGCGUGGAGCAAGAAAUGAAGUUUUUGGAGGAAGAGUUGGAGGAGCUUGAGAAAACAGAUAAUUUAUCAAUUGUGUGUGAAGAGUUGCUGCGCAAUGUUGAGAACAUACCUGAUCCCCUACUCUCACUAACAAAUGGCCCUGCAAACCCCUUGUGGGAUCGAUGGUUUGAGGGGGCCCAGGAUUCACAAGGUUGCAGGUGCAGUAUACUCUGAUUUGAAGCACUCUUAACAUUUGUUGCUGGAAGCUUCAAGACAUGUUAUCUAACAGAUCUAGGAAAAUAUGAAAGCACUUUUUAUUUCUUUAGCGAAUGGUUAUUGAAUUUUUGCACUGCAAUAGUGAAGCUUUGGGUUAUGAUAAAAUUGUAAAUCAAGUCAUUUUUCAGAGAUUCUCCGUCUCUUGAGUAGGUGAAAGUGGUAUCCUCCCAUCCAGCAAGCUGAAAAUGUUACUUCAGUGGUUAUUCUUGUUCUUUGACAAAUUCUUAAUAGCUAUUGAGAAUCAUUGAAGGGAUUUUUUGCAUUUCCAGAAAGCAGUUGGCUGGCUGUACAUAUAUAAACCGCUAUUUGCGUUUUCACCCUA
Molecule: messenger RNA, 1058 nt
Organism: Populus trichocarpa (black cottonwood)
Lineage: Eukaryota; Viridiplantae; Streptophyta; Magnoliopsida; Malpighiales; Salicaceae
Product: guanine nucleotide-binding protein subunit gamma 1
Exons: 4
Coding region: 374-694 (106 amino acids)
Biological process (GO): G protein-coupled receptor signaling pathway
Source: RefSeq, a predicted model, not a curated record